Messenger RNA from Rhodamnia argentea, 1270 nucleotides. Its product is annotated as gamma-glutamylcyclotransferase 2-1. Gene Ontology annotation, molecular function: glutathione specific gamma-glutamylcyclotransferase activity; gamma-glutamylcyclotransferase activity. NCBI's taxonomy places the organism in Eukaryota, Viridiplantae, Streptophyta, Magnoliopsida, Myrtales, Myrtaceae. The record is from RefSeq and is a predicted model, not a curated record. Bases 292 to 957 code for a protein of 221 amino acids. Gene Ontology annotation, cellular component: cytoplasm. Gene Ontology annotation, biological process: glutathione catabolic process. The transcript is spliced from 9 exons.
GCCAACACCUCUUCUCUCCAACACCUUCCGCGAGAAGAACCUACGCACGAAGAGAGAGAAAGUAGAGAGAGAGAGAGAGGAGAGAGAGAGAGAGAGGGAGCGCACGCCGAAAUUCCUGAAUUUUGUGAAGCUAAGGCGCAUUCCCCUGUUCGGCUUCUUCCCAAAUCUCUCUUGGGUUCUCUCUCUCUCGAUCUCCAUCAUCAUCUCCUCCUCCUCCUCCUGCUUUCGUCGGAUCGGGGAGUGAAGAGAUCGCCUUGUGAUCUUCCGUCGCGACGAACCAGGUCUGCAAGAAUGGUGUUUUGGGUUUUUGGUUAUGGUUCACUGGCGUGGAACCCCGGAUUUGAGUUUGAUGAGAAAAUUAUGGGCUUUAUCAAGGACUACAAGCGUGUGUUUGAUCUCGCAUGCAUUGAUCAUAGAGGUACACCCGACCAUCCUGCUAGGACAUGCACUUUGGAAGAAGCUGAAGGAUCCAUCUGCUGGGGUGUUGCUUAUUGUGUGAGCGGUGGCCCUGAAAGGGAAAGAGCAGCAAUGGAGUAUCUGGAGCGGAGAGAGUGUGAGUAUGACAAGAAGACUCUGGUCGAUUUUUACAAGACAGAGGAUAGUUCGCAACCGACUUUGCAAGGAGUUAUAGUCUUUACGUCCACUCCGGACAAAAUAUCUAACAAAUAUUAUCUGGGUCCUGCUCCGUUGGAGGACAUGGCAAGGCAAAUCGCAACUGCUUCUGGACCUUGUGGAAACAAUAGAGACUAUCUAUUCCGACUAGAGAAGGCCUUGUUUGAUAUUGGACAUGAAGACGACCAUAUCAUCGAACUUGCAAACGAAGUAAGGAAAGUUCUUGGAACUGCGGGGAAGAUUGAUAAGAAGUUGGUUGGGCCAUCCCGCAUCCCAUUGAAGGACAACGUACCGUCCCUGAAGCUGCGUCCGCUUCAGGAAGCCAUAGCCACGGACUCCUCGUGAAGUAAAGCCAACAAUCCGAGCCAGUGCAGCUCAGAGGCUUAUCUCAUCCUGAUUACUAAUGUCUUCAUCAACUCUUCUUCACUUGAAACUGUUCUUUGUAUUCUUUUCAUCGCUCAAAGUCAGACUUUUGAUCUUUCCAUUAUGUUAACAUGCCUAGAUUAGUUCUAAUUUCUGAGGGCCACGGUUUAGGAAUCAAUGAACUGGAAUUGUAGGACACGGAGUAGAAAUGGUGGUCUCAAAGGGGGACACGCAUUGGAACGUUUCAAUUUGUUGUAAUGCUGCCAGAGAAUAGUCAUGUUUCUGUUCAGGCGAA